GUUUUAUUUCCCCUUGCCCGCUCCGGGGCAGCUCGAGGCAGCAGCUCCCCGCAAAACCCUAGCUUUACCUCCGCCUCGUCCUCUCCCACCAAACGCCUCCAAGAUGAAGCUCGUCAGGUUCUUGAUGAAGCUGAACAACGAGACGGUGACCAUCGAGCUCAAGAACGGCACCGUCGUCCACGGCACCAUCACCGGAGUUGACAUCAGCAUGAAUACUCAUCUGAAGACUGUGAAGCUCACAUUGAAAGGGAAGAAUCCUGUUACCCUUGAUCACCUCAGUGUGAGAGGAAACAACAUUCGCUAUUAUAUCCUUCCUGACAGCUUAAACCUGGAGACUUUGUUGGUUGAGGAAACACCAAGGGUUAAGCCUAAGAAGCCAACUGCAGGGAAACCCUUGGGACGCGGGCGUGGCCGUGGUCGUGGGCGCGGUCGGGGUCGGGGACGCUGAGCUUGUUCCCUGCUUUUGGAAAAUGUUGCAUUGUGCGCUUCAGUGCAAUGUAAUCUGCCUUGUUAUCAGUUGUACGGAGUAUUGUUUUCAUUAGAGCAAAGGCUUUGGUGUCAGUGGUUCCUGCUGUGGAUUCAAGUUGAUGUCCAUGAUGCCCUUUUCCAGAACUCUUGCUGAUGAUGACUAUCAGAAGUUAAACCAAUAUGCUACCUUAUAUGCUCA
Phragmites australis (common reed) is the source of this 667-nucleotide messenger RNA. Its product is annotated as small nuclear ribonucleoprotein SmD1a. Lineage: Eukaryota; Viridiplantae; Streptophyta; Magnoliopsida; Poales; Poaceae. Gene Ontology annotation, molecular function: RNA binding. Gene Ontology annotation, biological process: spliceosomal snRNP assembly; RNA processing. Gene Ontology annotation, cellular component: U1 snRNP; U4 snRNP; pICln-Sm protein complex. The record is from RefSeq and is a predicted model, not a curated record. The transcript has 4 exons. Bases 104 to 448 code for a protein of 114 amino acids.